UUUAUUGAAUUAAAUGCUGCCUUCAAUGAGUUAAUCAACAAACAGAAGGUGAGUCUGCAAGUUGUACUCUCGCAAUUCAGCAGUAGCUAAGAUGAGUCUGACAUUAUCAAUUUAUCACUCUCACUUGAACAAUCUGAUUUCUCCUAUGCUGAAUUCAGUUUUAUCUUAUCAUAGUUGACCCCCCUCAAAGGCAGCCACUUCGCACUCAAGAAGACCGCAAACUGCACUCUUGUUCAGACGAAUCUCACAAAUGGAGGAGAGUGGCAGAAAGUUUCCGCAGGUCAUCGCUGGGCUGGCUGCGUCCGGUGGUGCCUUGGCCGCAGGUACUUUCCUCGGGUGGACAGCACCGGCGGAGAUUCCACUGGUACAGAAGCACGAAUACGGAUUCCCCAUCAGUGCGGAGGACUUUUCCUGGAUCGGGUCGAUAGCCAACGUGGGUGCAGCGGUGGUGUGCUUUCCCAUCGGAAUACUGAUGAAGACGGUUGGAAGGAAGUGGGCCAUGCUGUCGAUGGUUCUGCCGUUGCUGAUUGGGUGGAUGCUGAUCGUGUUUGCGAAUAAUGUGACGAUGCUGAUGGCUGGGCGGUUCUUGCUGGGUGCUGGAGGUGGUGCGUUCUGUAUUGCUGCGCCGACUUACACGGCUGAGAUCGGCGAGCCGUCGAUUCGGGGAACGCUGGGUACGUUUUGUGAGCUGAUGAUUACGGUUGGUAUCCUGUUUGUGUAUGCUGUGGAUGCGGUUGGAAGUGUUCGGAUGCUGAGUGCCAUUUGCGGUGUGAUCCCGAUUGUGUUUGGGGUGAUCUUCUUCUUCAUGCCCGAGAGUCCUUAUUACUUCGUAAGUGUCGGGUAAAUGAGUUCCUAGGAAAUCAAAAUCUCUAUCGCAAAGGAUCGUGAAACUGAUGCUGCCAGAUCACUCGAAUGGUUGCGUGGCCACCUCUAUAAUGAGAUUGAAGAGAUUGAAGAACUGAAAGCAGAAGAAGCUAAAUCGCGAAGUGACAAGAUAACCAUCCUCCAAUGUCUCCAACAGCGAGCCACCAUCAAAGCGCUGAUAAUCUCUUUGGGAUUGAUGUUCUUCCAGCAGCUGUCCGGAAUCAAUGCCGUCAUCUUCUACGCAACAACAAUUUUCGACGAUGCCAACACCGGAUUGGAAGCAUCAACGGCAACGAUCAUCAUUGGGGUCAUCCAGAUGGUGGCCACCCUGUUGGCAACGUUCAUCGUUGACCGGGUCGGACGUCGAAUCUUACUCUUAGCGUCCGACUUCUUCAUGGCCCUUUCCACCAUCGCUCUUGCGGUGUACUUUCAGCUCAAGGAAUCCAACGAAACUCAGGUGGAGAACCUGGGUUGGCUUCCAGUUCUGGCACUCUGUCUGUUUAUCGCCAUGUUUUCCAUCGGUUACGGCCCAAUCCCGUGGCUGAUGGUUGGGGAGCUGUUCGCCAACAACGUCAAGGCCUACGUCAGCCCUCUGGCCGGAGUGUUCAACUGGCUGCUUGCUUUCCUCGUAACGAAGGUCUUCACCAACCUCCGAGACGCGCUUGGCAUCUCCGGGGCAUUUUGGCUGUUCUCUGGAAUAUCCCUGGUUGGUACCGCCUUUGUUUUCGUCAUUGUGCCGGAAACGAAGAGUAUCUCUCUGUUUGAGAUUCAGCGAAUUCUGUCCGGACACACAGUUCAAAGAACUAAAGGCUAGGUCACCUUUACCUAGAUCUAGCACUAAGGGGACGAUGUUAUGAGAAUAGCGCAAUUUUAGCCCAAGUUUCAAUGUAAUCUACGUAGGGUCGUUUGACCAAUUUUAAGAGAAAAACUAA
Aedes albopictus (Asian tiger mosquito) is the source of this 1796-nucleotide messenger RNA. RefSeq names its product facilitated trehalose transporter Tret1-like. Gene Ontology annotation, biological process: transmembrane transport; carbohydrate transport. The record is from RefSeq and is a predicted model, not a curated record. Gene Ontology annotation, molecular function: sugar transmembrane transporter activity. The transcript is spliced from 2 exons. NCBI's taxonomy places the organism in Eukaryota, Metazoa, Arthropoda, Insecta, Diptera, Culicidae. Gene Ontology annotation, cellular component: membrane.